CUUUUUCAUCACAAAGGUCAAUUGCUACCAAUUGGCUACUUUACAUCACUGAAUGUUCUUUGAAUGCUCAGCAUCGUGUUAGUGGUGAUCAAGCUCUUCACCUAUCAGGACCUCCAUCUUUUUCAACCUCACGUCAAACUGUCCGCUAUGGUUUUUUCUGCCUUAUUCCGGUACAAGUGACUUCCGAACUGCCAUCUGCCUGGACCCCAGCAUCUGUCGUCCGAGUAUAAGUAUCUCGUGUUCCCCCCUCUGUCCUCUGUUUUGGCAUGCUCAGCAGUCCUCUUCCUCUUCACCUCUUCCAUUUACCUUCACUUCUCCUGUCCUCGAACAUCUUGGUCUGUCUCAACAAGAUAGCCUCUCAUCGUACCAUCCUACUUCCUUAUACUUCUUCCUUCCAGUCCAUCAUCGUGACACCUUCUCGUGUUGUUGCUGCCUCCAAGACCUAUCCCAUCCAGACCUCUUCAUCAUGAUGGACCUCGCCGCUCCAGCCUUCGACACAGACGUUAGCCAUAAGGUUGAAUACAAGAUUCGUGACCUUGGAACACGCUCUGUUACCCUCUUUCCCACCCAAGCACAGGUCAAGAGAGAAAUCAAGAAUGUGCCUCUCAAGCCUGGAGUCAACGAGAUAUCCAUUGUCGGGUUGAGCCCAACCAUUGACAAGAAUUCGGUCACCGUUGAAGGCAGUGGUGCCGCUACAAUCACGGGCAUCAGUGUUGAAUUUCUCCCCAACCGCGAACUUUUUGAUGAAGUCUAUCCAGAUUCCGAUGAUAAUGAUGAUUCAGACAGUGACGAUGAAGAAGAAGGAGAAGGCGAACCCCCAGAAGUGCCGCAACAUGGGGAGUUGCUGGAAACCAAGAUGAAACUCAUCGAGCUCAAAGAUGAGCAGCAGCGAGCCAGAGAAAUUAUUGGCAAUGCUGAUGAGCGUAUCAAGGUCCUUGACAUAUACUCCAAGUCUCUUGAUAAGAGAGAGGGUGUAAACAUUAGUGAGAUGCUUGACACAUAUAAGCAAGAACACCAAAAAGCUUUUGAAGAACGUCUAGUCGGCGUGCAGAGGGAGCGAGAACUCACGGAGGCCAUUAACAAGGUUACCAAGGAGCAGAUGCGCUUGAACAAGCUUGGAAACAAGUUUCAGAAGAAGGAGGCCAAGAACAAGGCCAGAAUCCAGAAAGCCGUCCAGAAAAAGCAGGAACAGCGCCAGAAGCGUCAAGAGGAGAAGCGCAAGGAGAAGGAGCGUAUUCGCAACGAGCGCUCACGUUGCUGGCCGCUGUUCUGCUAUACCAUACACAUACAACUUGAGGUGAGCUCAUCCUACACGCCGGCUUCGUCUCGCCGGGAAUCUGUAUCCAGCGAGGUUGAACUUGUUCAGCGGCCCAGGAGCAAGACUGCAGACCUGGAAGAGACAUCCUCCUGCAACCUUGUGUUGUCAUAUGUCACCAACUCGGCAUUCUGGACUCCCAGUUAUGACAUCCAGCUGUCAACUGUUGACUCCACGGGUACGCUUUGCUUCGAUGCCGGUCUGCAUAACACAACAUCUGAGACAUGGGAAAACUGUAAGAUCACACUGUCCACUUCUCAGGCCACAUCUUCGAGCCUUGACGAGUCAAUUCCCAGUCUCACACCCUGGCGUAUCAAGCUGGGCAACAAGAAGUCCUCAUCUGCCGAGAGUGGUGCUUUUGAAAGUGUGGUGGAACUUCAGCAACAGGCCACAUGGCGUAACAAGAAACAAGCACCACAGCAGCCUCCUAACUUCAGGCGCGAAAUGUUUGGUCUUCCAGGCCACGCUCUGAAUGACUAUCAGAUGCAGUUGAUGAUGUUGGAACAGCAGAACAAGAAGAGGCUGAUGAUGGCUAGACAGGAGCAGGAUUCCACGGGCCCGCCUGCUCCUCCUCCCCCUGCUGCUGCGAUGAUGGCGCAACAAGCGCGAGCGCAAGCUCAGGGGUCGCAGAUGCGACCACCCAUGUCACACAACAUGAUGGUGCAGAAUCAGAUGGCACAGCCCCAACAGAUGCAGCAACAGAUGCAGCAACAGCAGCAGCAAUUCCCAGGAAUGGCACAGAUAGACUUCUCCUCUUACGACGACUUCGAUGCCUUGAUAGAUGAAGAUACAACUAUGACGGAUGCUCAGCCAUCCCUCGAAUUCCAAAAUUCCCUUGUUGAAGAGACCGGCUUCACCACAACCUUCGAUCUUCCCGGCCUCAAGACUCUCGUGCCCAAGUUCACCGUUUCGAAGCAACGUGUUGCUCGCCUGCAGUUUACGAAUGUUCUGUUCAGCCAUACUAUCGUGGCCAAAUAUCAGCCAGCGGCUUAUCUCAAGGCCAAACUCAAGAACAAUAGUAAACUUACUUUAUUGCGUGGACCUGCGAGCUUGACGCUCGACGGCAGCUUCAUGGGGCAGACCAAAAUUCCUCGAUGUAGCUCCGGUGAGGUCUUCACUCUUAGUCUGGGUGUGGACUCGGCGAUCAGAGUUAUGUACCCCAAGCCUGAUGUUCGAAGAAGCACGAGCGGAGUGUUCAGCAAGGAAGACAGCUCUGUCUAUGUUCGCGCUGUCACAGUCCACAAUACCCGCGUAACUGCCAAAAAGCCCAUCAGCCUUCUGGUGCUGGAUCAAAUCCCUGUUUCAGAGGAUGAUCGCCUCCGAGUUGAGUUACUCAGCCCUCGAGGUUUGACUGUCGAAGGACCGCGCCAAGCGACUGGUGCUCCUGGACGUGAGACUGCAGAGGAUAAAGACUGGGGCAAAGCUAUGGCAUCUCUUAAGAAGAGCGGACAGGUUUCGUGGGAGGUCUCGCUGAAUGCGGGCAAGGCCGUAAAGUUGGGACUCGAGUAUUCGGUUUCAAUGCCUAGUGGCGAUGUUGCUAAAGAAUGUUGAUUUGCCUCGACAUGUGUGGAAGUUGACAAUUGAUGGAUCAGUGAUAGUGGGAUAACUCUGAGCCUCUAACCAGCCAUCAAGGAUACGUUAUAGCACCACGUUCACUUUGAUUAUUCUCAAAUUUUACUCUCGGGGUUUACAAUGAUUCCUAUAAUAUUUCACAGCACUCAAUCUUUCCAGUCUUUCCAAUCUUUUCACUUUGAAAACCUCGCUUUCUGUCAAGUUAUGGUGAUUGCUUAGAUCUUCCAACUUCAUGUCAAUUGGAAGAUAUCAGUUGUCGAUACUAUACAUAAUUUAAGACACAGCUUUACAUAGCACAGCAAUCCCUUCGUCUUUUCAGUACCCUCUGGUCCUCUCCUUAUGACUGCACCAUUCUCUACCUUCGGAUCAUUCGUCGCCAGCCUACCGGCCACUGACUUACACCCCUGAGUCAAGUAACUCAAUCUUCGUCCAUCUCAGAGUCAUCCUCGUCUUCAGAACCAUCCUCCUCCGCUUCAGAAUCGCCCCCCUUCUCCACAGAAUCCUCGAGCUCAAGCGUUCCGAACUGAUCAAUUACGGUGUGCGACUCGAUUAUCGCCAUGUGAAACUUCUCGCCUGGGAUCUCUGUUCGGGCAGGCUGUAGCCUGUUCCCAAAGUUCGGUGCGCGCGGAACUCCUGGAGGACCAAUAAUCGCAUUCAAGGGUGUAUCUCGUGAGCCGGGGCCAUCGUUGGUAUGCAUCAGUGUCGAUGGGGGGUGGCGGAGAAGAGGAGGCAGGGGCUGGAUUCGCCAUUCCAUAUCAUUCUUAUGGGCGUCUGAGAUUUCGUCCGACCAGCAUGGUCUACUGCGGUCCAUAUAAUACUCGAUUUGCCCGAGCAUGAUCAUCUGUGACAUGGCCGGAUCGUCGACAGAGUGAUGGGAGUACCGCUCUGGGAGCUCCUAGGGCUUUCUCUGUCGGUGGUGAGACAAAUAUGGGUGUCCGCGUUCGUACUCGUCAGCGAGCAGAGCUGGGUUGAUAAAUGGGGCUGGUGUGCUGCCCAUCUGGGUGUUCUUGAGGGACAUGACAGGCUUAAGCCUAUCGGCCCCAUCGUUGGCUGGUACGUG
This is a messenger RNA of Fusarium odoratissimum NRRL 54006, 3947 nucleotides long. RefSeq lists its product as uncharacterized. The record is from RefSeq and is a predicted model, not a curated record. Bases 467 to 2866 code for a protein of 799 amino acids. The transcript is spliced from 2 exons. NCBI's taxonomy places the organism in Eukaryota, Fungi, Ascomycota, Sordariomycetes, Hypocreales, Nectriaceae.